AUGGCCAAGGCGGUGACCACUCUUCGCUCCGGCUGGGAGUUCUCCCCAGUCAACUCCGACCAUAUUCCCGAGACGCGCGAUCUCGGUGUCCUACCGGCGCGUCAACUCCCUUCCGAGGUUUAUCUGGACCUCUUGGAAAACGGAAAGAUUGCUGAUCCGUACCUGGACCUCAACGAGCUGGACGCCCGGUGGAUCGGCGAGUGUGGCUGGAUCUACCACACCACCUUCGCCGCUCCAGCUGGCUAUGGCGACGAGGGUAGGACCACUGAUCUCAUAUUCGAGGGUCUCGACACAUUUGCUACUGUUCUUAUCAACGGCAAAGAGGUCCUGAAAUCGGACAAUAUGUUUGUGUCCCACCGCAUCAACGUGGACGGCCACCUUGUCGGCGACAAGAACACCCUGGAGGUCCGGUUCGAGUCGGCACGCCAGAAAGGCUUGCAACUACUCAAGGAUCACCCGGAGCACAGAUGGAUUGUGCAUCAGACCGAGCUUAGCAGAGGCCCCGUGCGCAAAGCGCAGUACCACUGGGGCUGGGAUUGGGGCCCGAUCACACUGGGUUGCGGUAUCUGGAAGCCCGUGUCACUAGAGGUCUACUCCACUCGUAUCGAGGACGUUGCAAUUGAUUAUACUCUCGGCAAGGAUCUCAAGACCGCCGAUAUCAAGAUAGCCAUCGCAACAGCUGGGAAACAAGCUGGGGCCGCAGAAAUUGAGCUCGCGCUUGAUGGCAAGGUUGUCUACAGCAAGAAGCUGGAGUCUGCUACUCCUGGACCAGACCCGGACGAAUCAAUUUACGACGUGUCGUUCAGUCUCGAUCAUUUUAAGCUCUGGUGGCCGCGAAAUUACGGCGAGCAGCCGCUGUACACCUUGAAAGUAACGCUCCAAUCUCAAGAGGGCACACAGACCCUUGACGCAGUAGAGAAGCGCAUCGGCUUCCGUAAGGCGGAGUUGAUCCAGGAGGAAGACAAGUGCGGGACCUCAUUCUACUUCCGAGUCAACAAAGUCGAUAUUUUCGCUGGUGGCUCUUGCUGGAUCCCUGGCGACAGCUUCCCUACUCGCAUUACCGACGACAAGUACCGCGAGUGGGUUAAACUGGCGGCCGAAGGCAAUCAGACACUAAUCCGGGUCUGGGGUGGUGGUAUCUACGAGUCCAACGCGUUCUUUGCUGCCUGCGACGAAUUUGGAGUACUGUCUAUGCAAGACUUCGGCUUUGCCUGUGCCAGCUACCCGACCUACCCUGAGUUCCUGAAGAGUAUCGAACUUGAGGCCCGGCAGAAUGUACGUCGCCUCAGACACCACCCGUCGCUGAUCAUCUGGGCCGGCAACAACGAAGACUACCAGCUCAUCGAGAGAUACAAUCUCGAGUACACGUUCAAUGACAAGGACCCGGAGUCAUGGCUCAAGACAAACUUUCCUGCACGCUACAUCUACGAACAUCUGCUCCCUAAAGUCAUUGAUGAAGAGACCAAGGGCACAAUAUACCGCCCCAGCUGCCCCUGGGGCAACGGCCUUUCUACUACCCAGGUUGUCGAUCCGACGGUAGGCGACGUGCAUCAGUGGAAUAUCUGGCACGGGGUGAUAGCCCCUUACCAGCACCUGCCGCAAUUAGGGGGCCGCUUUGUGUCCGAGUUCGGGCUCGAGGCCUACCCGCACAUGCACACGCUCGAAAAGUUCAUCACGGACCCGACGCAGCGCCAUGUUGGAUCGCGCACGAUGGACUUUCACAACAAGGACAUUGGUCACGAACGCCAUCUCCUAGGCUAUACAGGCGUGAAUUUCCGCCUCAAGUUUGACUUGGCCGCCUUGGCGCACCUGACGCAGGUAAUGCAGUCGGAUGGUGUGACCUGGGCGUACAAGAUGUGGCGCAAGAUGUGGGGGGUCCCAGGCCAGAGACAAUGCGGAGGCGUGCUUGUGUGGAUGCUGAAUGAUAGCUGGCCUGGGAUCAGUUGGUCACUGGCUGAUUACAACCUCGUGCCGAAGCCGUCACAUUACGCUGUGAAGCGACUCAUGGCCCCGAUUGCGGUUGGCGUGAGCCGCAAGUUCUUUGACUGCACGACGCGGCCAAUGGACGAGACGUGGAAGAGAAACACCGCCCAUGUCAAUCCUCGGCUCGCCAACGAGGACGUGGUGUAUGAUGUCUGGACUGCCAACUCGAGGCCUCAAGGCAGAAAGGGUACCAUCGUGGUCAGGUUCAUCAGCGUUGACACCGGGAGGGACUUGCUGGAGCCGUUGACCAAGGAGAUUAACAUCCUGGCCAAUGCUACGACGGACGUCGUGGCCAAGCAGAAGCUCGACGUACCUGCUGAAAACGGCAAGAGUGAGUCGUCCGCCAUAGUCAUCCAUGCUACGCUUCUGGGCGAGGAUGGGAAGACUGUCCUGCACGAGGAUAUGUCCUGGCCGGACCCGAUCAAGUACCUCGACUUGUCCGAUAGAGGACUGGAGGUGUCGGAAGUUAAGAGCGGCAAGGUGGAGAUUUCGGCCAAGAAGCCCGUCAAAGGCUUUGUGUUCGACGAGGUUCCUGGCCUUAAGUUGAGUGACAAUGGGUUUGAUAUCGUGCCGGGUGUGCAAAAAGUUGUCGAAGUUAGUGGUAACGAUGGUAAGUUGACAUGGAAGGUCGUUGAGGGAUAG
Messenger RNA from Thyridium curvatum, 2625 nucleotides. RefSeq lists its product as uncharacterized. The record is from RefSeq and is a predicted model, not a curated record. The coding region runs from base 1 to 2625 and encodes 874 amino acids. Gene Ontology annotation, molecular function: beta-mannosidase activity. Lineage: Eukaryota; Fungi; Ascomycota; Sordariomycetes; Thyridiales; Thyridiaceae. Gene Ontology annotation, biological process: glycoprotein catabolic process; carbohydrate metabolic process. The transcript has a single exon.